This is a messenger RNA of Alligator sinensis (Chinese alligator), 6775 nucleotides long. RefSeq names its product zinc finger CCCH-type containing 4 (gene ZC3H4). Lineage: Eukaryota; Metazoa; Chordata; Crocodylia; Alligatoridae. The transcript is spliced from 14 exons. The record is from RefSeq and is a predicted model, not a curated record. Gene Ontology annotation, molecular function: metal ion binding; RNA binding. Gene Ontology annotation, biological process: negative regulation of DNA-templated transcription. Gene Ontology annotation, cellular component: nucleus.
UCUGUAUUUCAUGUGAUGCAGGGGUUGGGUUGGGAGGAUGGAGAGCUGGAAGAGGGGGAGCUGGAGGACGAUGGAGGUGAGGAGGUGCAGGAUGCGGCCGAGCCGCACGAGAGGGGGCGGAAGGAGAAGUCGGAGAAGCACCACAGUGACUCGGACGACGAGAAGGCUCAUCGGCGCAUGAAGCGCAAGCGGAGGAAGGAGCGCGAGAAAGAGAAGAGGAGAGCUAAAAAGAAAAGGAAAUCCAAGCACAAGCGCCAUGCAUCUUCCAGCGAUGACUUCUCCGACUACAGCGAGGACUCUGACUUCAGUCCCAGCGAGAAGGGGCACAGGAAGUAUCGGGAGUACAGCCCUCCCUAUUCUUCUUCCCACCAGCAGUACCAGUCCUCUCAUGGCACUCCCAUGCCAAAAAAGAGCUACUCCAAGAUGGAGAGCAAGAGUUACGGCAUGUAUGAGGACUACGAGAACGAGGGCUACGGCGAGUACGAGGGGGAGGAGGACGAGGACAUGGGGAAGGAAGACUACGAUGACUUCACAAAGGAGCUGAACCAGUACCGGCGGGCAAAGGAGGGGUCGCAUAGGGGGCGAGGCAGCCGAGGCCGGGGCCGAGGCUACAGGGGGCGUGGAGGCAGAGGUGGAAUGAGAGGGCGAGGCAUGGGCCGAGGAGGCCGGGGAAGAGGGAGAGGCGACCACCCAGAAGAGGAGGAGGAAAUGUACGAGGAAGAGAUGGAAUACGGCGACAAUGAGGAGCCUGCCGGUGAUGACGAGUAUGACGAUUACUCCAAAGAGCUGAACCAGUACCGGAGGAGCAAAGAGGGCCGAGGCCGAGGUUUAAACCGUGGGCGAGGUCGUGGUCCCAGAGGCAGAGGCGGCAAGGGCAUGGGCAGGGGGAGAGGAAGAGGCCGGAGCGGAAUGGGGAAAGGCGGCGGGAUGAACGAGGAUGACGAUUACUAUGAGGACGACACAGGGGAAGGAGGCGGCGGUGGAAAUUACAGGCGGAACGACCACGACAAAUCCCACCAACAGUCGGAUAAGAAAGGAAAAGUGAUCUGCAAGUACUUUGUGGAAGGCAGGUGUACCUGGGGGGACCAUUGCAAUUUCAGCCAUGACAUUGAACUACCAAAGAAGCGGGAACUGUGCAAGUUUUACAUCACCGGCUACUGUGCGAGGGCUGAGAACUGCCCCUACAUGCACGGUGACUUCCCUUGUAAGCUGUUUCACACCACGGGGAACUGCAUCAACGGGGACGAUUGCAUGUUUUCUCACGAGCCGCUCACGGAUGAAACGCGGGAGCUUCUGGACAAGAUGCUGGCAGAUGACGCAGAAGCAGGCGCAGAGGACGAGAAGGAAGUGGAAGAGCUAAAGAAGCAAGGCAUCAAUCCACUCCCCAAGCCCCCGCCAGGAGUGGGGCUGCUGCCCACCCAGAUGCCGCCACCACUGCACGAGCCCCUCUCGCCCCAGCAGCUCCAGCAGCAGCAGGACAUGUACAAGAAGAUCCCAUCGCUGUUCGAGAUCGUGGUGCGGCCCACGGGGCAGCUGGCUGAGAAGCUGGGUGUGAGGCACCCUGGUCCCCCUCCUCCCAGGUUCCCUGGCCCUGGCGGACCCCCAGGGCCUAUGCCAGGACCCAUGCAUCCAGAUAUGCACCCCGAUAUGCUUCCGGACAUGCAUCCCGACAUGCUUCCAGACAUGCACCCAGACAUGCACCCGGACAUGCACCCGGACGUGCCCAUGGGCCCAGGCAUGAACCCCGGCCCCCCCAUGGGUCCUGGCCCUCCCAUGAUGCCAUAUGGCCCAGAUGGUUCCCCGCACUCCGGCAUGAUGCCUCCCGGCCCACCUGCACCAGGCUUCUACGAUAAUUUCUACCCACCUCCGGAGGGCCUGGACAUAGACCACGGCAUGAUGGGUGACCCAGACGACUACGGAACUUACGAGGAGAUGGAGGAGCCUCCCGGAGAGCACCUGUUCCCUGACCCCUCCUUGGACCACGACCCCCUCUGCGAAGGACCACCAGGGCUGCAGAAGCCGCCGGGCAGCAUCCCCGACUUCAUGCCUUCCGCCCAAAGGGCCCUGUACCUGAGGAUCCAGCACAAACAGCAGGAGGAGGAGGAGAGGGUGCGGCGGCUGGCCGAGAGCAGUAAGGAGCGGGAGAAUGAGGAAGGUGACACAGGCAAUUGGUACUCCAGCGAUGAGGACGAUGGUGGGAGCAGCGUCACUUCCAUUUUGAAAACCCUGAGGCAGCAGAGCUCCAGCCGGCCUCACGUCCCGCCUGUCCACGGCGACAUGAGCAGUGGCUUGGGCCCGUGAGGUAUGGGUGACCCUCGCCUCCAGAAGGCCCAGUCGGCUGCGGGUGGGCGCCCAGCUGACCCUCGCCUGCGGGACCCCCGGCUCUCUCGAAACGUGGAGGCAUCCGGACCAGCCGGCCCCGGAGAGGUGGGGCCCACCGACCCGCGACUAGCACGGCACGUUCCCACGUCUGCCCCAAAGCCGGACACCCCUCAUUCCAGCGCUGUGGCCGGCCCAAAGGUUGCCUUGGGCCCUGAUGAGGAGGAAGGGGAGAGAGCACUAAGGGACAAGCCAGUCAGCAUCCCCUUGGAUGUGCUGCCCGGCCACGUGCUACGGGACCCCCGCUCACAGCUGCAGCAGUUCAGCCACAUCAAGAAGGAUGUGGUCCUGAACAAGCCCAACUUUACCCGGCUGGUGCUGUGGAGCCCAGAGGACCUGAUCCCACUGCCCAUCCCGAAGCAGGAGUUCGUCCCCGUUCCCGCCGCUCUCCAGUCACUCCCUGCCCUCGACCCGCGGAUCAGCCGGCCCCAAGCCACGGGCCCAUCUGACCCCAGGCAGCGGGGGGCAGGCACCCAGGCAGAGUCUGGCUCUGGUUCUGGCACCAACGUCCCUGACUUCGAGCUGUUGUCGCGAAUACUAAAGACUGUGAAUGCGGCUGGCAGCCCCACCUCUGGUCAGAGCGAGAAGCCCAGCGACCCCCGGAUGCGGAAGACGUCGGCUGACCCCCGGUUACAGAAAUCAGCAGAACCAGUGGCCUCCAGACCUGCCAAGGCUGCAGAGUCUCCUCCAGGCCCUGGAGCCACAGCUCCCAGCAGCGAGAGCACCCCCACCAUCGCUCCCUACGACCCCCGGCUGCUGACCGCGGGCGGGCUGAGCAAAGGCAGUGGCCAGAGCAAUGUGCUCAGUGGCAUCAGCCUGUACGACCCCAGGACUCCAAGCUCGGGCAGCAAGGCCUCAGAGGCUGCCGGCGAGGGGAACGCGUCGUCAAAAGGCUCGGACGCCGGCAAAGGUGCCGGCAAGGGCAAGGAGCCCCUGUUUGUGCGCAGGUCUGCGCUGGACCAGCCCGAGGCGGAGAAGGCGGGUGCUGAGUCUGCCGCAGACAGGUACAACAGCUAUAACAGGCCACGUCCCAAGGCCUCUGCCACCGCUGCCACCACCGCCACCGCCGCCUCCUCCACCCCUGCCCCAGAGACUGCCCCCCAGCCAGGCGUCCACAACCUCCCCGUGCCCUCUGUCUACGGCAUGGUCAAGCAGAGCGCGAAGUCAGGGUCCGGCAGCCCCUUCGCGGGGAAUAGCCCUGCCCAGGACAGCGAGCAGCAGGACGCCGGGUCUCUGAAAGAUGUUUUCAAGGGCUUCGACCCCACAGCCUCGCCAUUCUGCCAGUAGUGUUCACGGACUGCCCUGGCAUCCGCCUUGCGAUAGCUGCGCAGUGUUGGGAACCUUUUUUUUUUAUUCUUUUCCAUUAGUGCUCACUUUAGCCAUAUAACAUGUACAGAAAUCCUUUUGGUUCUGGUCGGUGCUGUGACAUAUAUAUAGCCUCCGAGAAUAAUUUUAAACAAAUAAUCAAAGUAUCUCAUGCCGUAAUAACCAGCCUUUUGUUUUUCGACUCCCCGCUAGUUUGUUUUAGAGCUUUCUUUGCAAACGCGACUGAACGCCCCCUCCUUGGAAAAUAAUGCAAUGUCUGAAAUCUCUCGGGGAAGCUGCGGCCAUCCCGGCUCACCAGCCCCCAUCCUCUCCUUGUACAGUAGAUUGCGUCCCAAGCCCGACGCAUCCCCCCUCGAGCAACGCGAUGCCGUACUCAGGACAAGGGGAGCGGCAGACCGGACGGCAGAGUAACGUGGGUCAUACGUGUAGCUUAAGAGAUUAAAGCUGUGAGCCGUGCGGAUUGGUGGAAUGUGUUCAUUUAUGAAACAGCUAAUGCGAAUAUUUGUAUCAUAGCCUUUUUUUUAAUUAUGUUUAAGGAGCCGAAUGCGAUGAGCAGUAUUGCCUGGAGAAAUAACCCCGUGGCAUCGUGCUUGUCCGGUGGGGGAGGUUCUUUCUGCUUCUCUUUGAAGGCGGUAUCUCUGCUGUUUCCUGGAGGCGGGUGGGUUGGGAGACAGCCCAGCUGGCCCCUCUUCGGGCUUCGAGUCCCGAGAGUUUCCACCGACGGCCAGGGAAUAUUGACCUCCCCGAAGUGCUGCUGUCUACCAGCAAGAGAGGGUGUAUUACUGACAUUAAAUUAUUCAUCUCAGCCCGACUUUGCACGCACGUGGGUUGCUCACGGAGGGUUUUCCCAUGAGCACGGCAAGGAUUCUCAGUAUCUUCUCCCUGCCCUCUGCGAGCGGCUCGGUCCCCCUCCCACCCCCCAUCCCAGAUCCAGCGGGCGAAGGCUGCGUUCUGUAUGAUGCCGGAGCUCCAGUGCCGUGCCACCGAGCAAGACUCCUCCACAGCAGCUGGUGAUAGAUGCUGAAUCCUUUCUUUCGAUGCAUUCUGUGCACCGACUGGGCUUUCUACGCGGGCACCCGACGGCAAGGCCACUUCAGCCGGUUGUCGGGGCUUUCGGGACAGGAGCUGUCGAUCGGAGACGGGACCAGGGCAAGCACGUGCGUCACUGGAGCUGCGACACACUGGGCCAGGAGCCCCCGCAGUCCCCUUCUGACAGGCGAGAAGCCCCCAUCUCGUGUUUUCCUGAGCGCGCCUCCACCCGGCAUUGUCUCCAGCUUGCCUUAGCAAGGCUGCCACUUCCAAGAGCCAAAACUGCCCUCCCGGGCCCCAUUUGUUACCGUGCAGCCGAAAGGACGAAAGUUCCCGUGUCUUCAGUAGCAAAUGGGGAAUCGUUGUUGUUUCCCCUUCGGACUUCCUUUCCCUGCCCAGGGUGCCCUGCUGCCCCGCUCGGGUCACGCCAGCCCCCGUCCGGCCUCACCUACCAGUAUUCAGCUGCCAGCUCGUGAGCAUCGGAGCAUAAAGACACGAUGCGAAGUGUCCUGUACUGAGCAGAGCCGAUGCGCCGCACCCUUCUCAUCACGUCACGGCCAGCAGCUGUGCCCAGUGUUCAUGGCUGAUGCAGCAUCGCCUUCCUGGCCAGCGAAGGAGAUCUGAUUGAGCAGUCGAAACGCAGUAUUAGGAAGAAGGUGGCCAUGCUCCUGCAGCAGGGCAGUGCCUAUGACGCGGUGUGUUGAAUCCCAGGAGCGGUGUGAGCUCUGCAGCGGCACAAUGUGCGACGCAGGCCCCCCUGCCCAUCAGCUCUUAAACCAUCCCCCGUGGUGAUGUCUGUCAGGCUCCUGCAGCCUGACUUGGUUCCUCUGCAGCGGAUCCCAGGGACUGGUUGUUUUACGCGGGGGCUGGCGGAGAGCCCUGAGCGCCCGUCUCCCUCCAGCUGGAGAACCCAGCCCUGCCCUUGUGUCGCAGCAGCUCCUCACCUGCCGAGCAGCUGCACGAUAACGAAAGAGGAAGGAUCUUUCUCAGUAUUUCAGCCACUGGCAUAUUUUAUCUGGUCUAGGAUGAACUUUCCAAAUGUGGAAUGGCUCCCGGGGCGCCCCCCACCCCCUCGGCUUUGCUGGACAAGGUCUUAAGAGAAUUAGUGUUUGCUGAGCGUUGGUGCACGUAAGACGAGCCUUCACGAUGCCAAAAUUGAAUGGUUUCCAAUGUCAACAGAAAAAGAAAACCCGCCUGGACUCCGAAGUUCCCGUCUACGCCCCUUUCUUGCAGGCGGCGCCGAUUUGAGUUGUCACGGUCCCUUGUCGCACUGCUCCUGUCACGUUCCCACGCGCCCUGCUUUCGCGGGAGGCAUAGCUGUGUCCGACUCACUCAACGCGCCCCUACCAAACUGGAUCCCAGAGAAAUCGGAGGCUGCUGGGCCGGGCUGGGCCGUUCAGUACGUGCAAGUCCUUCGGGGUUUACCUCCCGGGGAAAUCUCGGCUCUUCUCUGCCCCGCGAGCAGUUUGCUGGCUUGUAAGUGAAUCGAGCGUGGUGGCGACGGCGGGUUGAGUGUCCUGAAGUGGUUUCCCUCGUGCAACCUCAGAGCUCAUCGCUUUGGAGUUUGCCUGGCACCAGUGUGACACGGGGAGAGAGCAAUGAAUCGGUUCGACCGGGGAGACCGCUCUCGGCGAGGGCUGCGUGCAGGAUCAGCUGAACUUUCUGUAAAAGGUAAAACCCGUCAGGAAGAUGAUGAAUUAUUUGGGUUGAUUCCCCAGAGAGCGAAAGCGCCGCCGUUCUCUAACCCAGGAAUGUUUUUCCACCGGCCAGAGCUUUAAGAGAAAAAAAAAAAAAUAGCGCUCUAGCUGAGAUUGUAAUAAACUGUAAAUACUGCUUCCGAGUCGGAGCUGUUGCUGCGGAUAUGUAUAUAGCGUAUGGGUAUUUUUACAAUGACUGUUCCAUGUGCAUGGCUGCGUGAGGGUUUUCUCUUUGUUUUUGUACCGCACAUUUGUCUUCCAGAAACGUCAUCUGUGUUUCUCCGGUGAAGUCUUUAAUCUUCUAUCAUUGUAUCACUGCCAUUAAAGGAUGCAGUUAUUUUAAA